Molecule: messenger RNA, 2058 nt
Organism: Dendrobium catenatum
Lineage: Eukaryota; Viridiplantae; Streptophyta; Magnoliopsida; Asparagales; Orchidaceae
Product: inositol phosphorylceramide glucuronosyltransferase 1
Exons: 10
Coding region: 197-1846 (549 amino acids)
Molecular function (GO): glycosyltransferase activity
Source: RefSeq, a predicted model, not a curated record
GAGGACGGAUAAUAGUUCGUCAGAUGUAUGACUGUAAAGUCGGCGGGCGGAGGCGGAGGAAAUGAAGUUUUAUUUUCUUUCUUUACCUUCGCAGUCCUGCUCCGGAAGGAGGAAGAGCUAUCGAUUUAGAAUUUAUUUGAGGUAGACGGUGCUAAGGAGUGCUUUCGUUCUGUCGAAUUCGAUCGAUCCGAGUUUAAUGGGUUGUUCUCGGUCGAUAUUAGGGUUACUGGUGGUUGUUUGGGCGUUGACUAGCGUAGGCAGGAGUUCCGCAAGAAGCGAGGAGGCAUACGUUACACUACUAUAUGGAGACGAGUUCGUUCUCGGUGUUAGGGUGCUUGGGAAGUCGAUUCGUGAUACCGGAUCGUCCAAGGACAUGGUGGUUUUGGUGUCGGACGGUGUUUCCGAUUAUGCGAAGAUGCUGCUUCAGGCUGAUGGUUGGAAGGUGGAACUUAUUAGCCUGCUUACAAAUCCAAACCAAGUUAGGCCUAAAAGGUUCUGGGGAGUUUACACCAAAUUGAAAAUUUUUAACAUGACCAUGUAUAAGAAAGUUGUCUAUCUUGAUGCAGAUACAAUUGUUGUUAAGAACAUAGAGGAUCUUUUCCAGUGUAGGAGAUUUUGUGCAAACUUAAAGCAUUCAGAGAGGUUGAAUUCUGGGGUAAUGGUUGUAGAGCCAUCGGAUUCUCUUUUCAAAGAUAUGAUGAGCAAAGUGAAUUCUUUGCCUUCUUAUACAGGAGGUGAUCAGGGUUUUCUUAAUUCUUUCUAUGGUGAAUUUGCUAACGCCCACCUCUUUGAGCCAAAUCUACCUGAAGAUGUUAGGAAGAGUAGGCCUGUUCCUGAGAUGGAGCGAUUGUCCACUCUGUAUAAUGCUGAUGUUGGACUUUACAUGCUUGCUAAUAAGUGGAUGGUUGAUGAGAGAGAACUUAAAGUUAUCCACUAUACACUUGGGCCAAUUAAACCAUGGGACUGGUGGGCAGCAUGGCUUGUGAAGCCUGUGGAAGUGUGGCAGAAUGUUAGGAUGCAGCUGAAAGAAUCGCUUCCUGGAACUGGAGGUGGAACAAACCCAAGUGAGAGGCUGUUGAUCAAGUUUUUGUUCGCAUUUCCCAUAAUAGUUCUCUUGAUCUGUUAUUAUAGAUCAUGCUCUCAGGUGAAUGCCGAUUUAUUGAACAUAUUUUCUCGGAGUUCUAUUUGUGACUAUGCUAGACGUUUCUUCAAUAAAUAUAGAUCUGGUGGGGGGCUUCCUACUUAUUCUGCUGUUGGUGUUACUUCAUCAUCUAUGGGGAAUUCUAAUCAACAGUUUCUAAAUGGCGCCAAUUCAAAGGUCCCUGCUUAUUUGGGCCCAGUAUCGAUCUUUUUCUGCUUUACAGCUGCCUUAUUGUCACUUGCUCUUUCUUUUAUUAUUAUACCUCGGCAAGUGACUCCUUGGACUGGCUUGCUGUUGACGUAUGAAUGGACAUUUGUGACAUUUUUCGUAGCGUUUGGGAGUUACCUUCGCCUGGUCUAUAACUGGGGAAGGUUGGUAGCUAGUCAGGCGGGAAAGGCAUUCAGUCAAAUGGAUUCUUCUAAUUAUGAUUCCGGCAAAGGCCAUCAACGCCCCUCGUCUAACUGGGGUUCAGUUACAUGCUUCUAUGGCACUGGGAUGGCAUUUCUAGCAGUUAUUGUUCCUUCACUGCCAUUCCUAUUUGGAAUUUCUGCACUUUUUGCUAGAUUGGGAGUGAUGAUUGCUGGAGGUAUAUUACUGUCAAUUUUCAUGACCUAUGCUUCUGAGCAUCUCGCUCUCACUGCUUUUGUUAAAGGGAUAGAAGACCGUGAUCUCCCAAGAACUAGAACGAUAUGCUUCUUCUGUUGAUCUUCCAUGAGUAGAUUAAUUAAAUAAUCCCCUUCAUACCUGAUUGUACACUAAUUCUUCAUCAUAAAUUUUGUAAUUAGUGAAGAGUUUCUUUCAAUUUAGGCCAUUUUUUUACCUCCCUCUCCCUUAGAUUUCUGUAAUUUUUACAUUUGUGUGGAAAAUAUUAUUAUGUAUUGAAAAGUGGUUGGUGAAAAUUCGUGCAGUUUCCGUUG